AUGAACGAGGCCUUCCCGCCUGGCCUGCCCCGUGCCCCCGAUCCCCUGCCCCAGAACUGUCACAUCAAAAAACCCCGGCUGAUCUGGUAUGAUCGAAUCCGCCAAGGGACCCAGCUAAAUGCCAUCGUAGAGGCUGUUCUCCUACAAGCCGCCGUCUGCGAGCUUCUCGUAAAACAUCCGCACCCCAACAUUGCCGCCUACCUCGGCUGCCAGGUCUCGCAAGGAAGAAUCACGGGUCUCUGUUUUGCGGCAUACCAGUGCACGCUGAUGCCACAAGUCAACCGGGCACCGGCAUCGAGCGACGUCAUGCUCGACGGCCGCGGCGAGGCCGUCAUCAUCGACUUUGGCUCCUGCAAGCGGGUGGGUGAGAGCCUGGAGGGCGCUAGCCGCACGUACGAGCGGUACGACGAGCGGGUUGGCACGGCUCGGCUGCAGAACGAUCUUGACGCCUUGGCUGAGAUGCGCACGCGGCUGGGUGACGGCGCAAGGCCGUUCCUGUUUGGCGAAUAG
Messenger RNA from Lasiosphaeria miniovina, 510 nucleotides. RefSeq lists its product as uncharacterized. The record is from RefSeq and is a predicted model, not a curated record. The transcript has 2 exons. The coding region runs from base 1 to 510 and encodes 169 amino acids. Lineage: Eukaryota; Fungi; Ascomycota; Sordariomycetes; Sordariales; Lasiosphaeriaceae.